CGAAUUUGUAAGCAGGACUGCAUCGGUGUCGGCGAGUGAUUUAUUUGAAAUCGCACACCGUGCUAGCUGCUCUGGCUCGGCCCGAGCGGCUCUACCUCAAGCUAACGCUCGGUCCAGCCCAAACCUAUCAGAUACGCCAGCGACUCUCGAUGUUGGAACGACCGUACCUGCUGGCAAUUAACCAACUUUGUCCAAUCCUUGUGAAGCCUACAAAAUGAGUUGGCAGCGCUAAAAACGCACCUGAUUACGCCCGAUUAUCCAAGCAUUGUUCACUCGGAGAGUGGCCGGCGUCUCUUCAUCAAUACUCUCACCAUCUUACAAACUGCCGCUGCCAAGCAGCACAACAGGUAGUAAUGUAUAGUGUCCUGCUGUUUCCAAUCUCUGCACUUUAUGGGGUGUUAGGGCUCUUAUUUCGGGCCCUUUUGACGUUCCUGGUACCUUCGAUUGGUCCCAAUGAUGGUAUUCAUCUUGCUGUUAGUCCCCGAUGCGGUCCCCUGUCUGGCACAGUGUCAGAGUUCAAUGCCGGUUUAAAUCUUCCUCAAUUUAAGACCAUCGUUGCAUUUGGCGACUCAUUCACUGACGGCGGGAGACAUGACGGUGGCCCUCUUGAGCCUGCCGUGAUAAUACCACCAAAUAUCCUAGCAGGCGGUCGUUCGACCAACGGACCCGUUUGGGUCGAGGGCAUUGCCAGUGACAUCGGCGCCAGCGUCAUGGAUUAUGCCUGGUCAAGCGCUGUUACAAACAUCAGCUUAUGGCCUAGCAACCCAUAUCCGCGGGACUUCAUCAUGCAGACAACAACAUUUCUAAACCAAUCCAAUAACCUGGAUCCGGAGACCACUCUGUACGCGAUAUUCUUUGGAAUUAACGACUGGGGGGACUCCUUUGUGGACGGAAACCACCUACCAGAGGCAGCGCAAGAUAUGCUAGGCCAGAUUGCUCUUCUUGCUUCUCCGCCCACAAAUGCUCGCAAUUUUCUCAUUACCGAUGCAUACGGUCGCGGAGUUCAUAACGCAUGGGGGGAGGCGUGGCUUCAAUCAAUUUUUGAUGGUCUCGUCGCAUUCCGCUUUCAGGAUGUUCCAUUGAAUUUGGCUUUUGCCAUUUUUGGGACCAUCUGGGACGGAGUGCUUGGAUCCGAUCCGGGCUAUAAGGCUUUCGGGUACACAAACCCGGGUGCCUGCUUCAUUGAUGGCAACACUUGCGAUGACCCGGAGCAUUAUUUCUAUUGGUUCGACGGGCAUCCUUCCAAACAGACUCAUAGGAUCAUGGCGGACUAUGUGGAGGAGGUACUGACGCGUUGUCGCGUGUAAUUCUGUUCGUGCUCUUUGUUUUGCGCCAGAAGUCCAACCAAGAGCAGAAACCGAGAUCUCCAAUGUGUAUACUGUCUUUGAGUAACAUCAUGUAGUACAUCUAGUACCGGUAGAAUAAGUAAGUCGUGUAAACGAGUGAGGUCACAGAAUUAAAGA
This is a messenger RNA of Suillus subalutaceus, 1463 nucleotides long. RefSeq lists its product as uncharacterized. The transcript has 8 exons. NCBI's taxonomy places the organism in Eukaryota, Fungi, Basidiomycota, Agaricomycetes, Boletales, Suillaceae. Gene Ontology annotation, molecular function: hydrolase activity, acting on ester bonds. The record is from RefSeq and is a predicted model, not a curated record. The coding region runs from base 354 to 1307 and encodes 317 amino acids.